AUGCCUGUUCGGAAACAAGACGCUUAUCGAGCACUAGAAUUGCUCGAAGAAUAUUAUAACCGUCUUGAUUCACCAGAAGAUAAACCAUUAAAAAAUGCCAUAGAUAGAGUUAUUAAAGUUUUUAAAAGUCGACUUUUCCAAGCACUACUUGAUAUCCAAGAAUUUUAUGAAUCAAUAUUACUUGAUGAACAACGUGACCGUACAGCUAAAAUGGAUGCAACACUUCAUUUAGCUGAAGAAUGGGAAAAACAACCAAUGCUUAAACGAAAUAUACGAAAUGGUACACCAACAAUCGAAUCACCAAUGAUAGUACCCAUAGCUACAAAUAAUACAAUGCCUCGACCAACGAAUAUCAAAGAAAAUAGUAAACGACAAGCAACACCAACAAUACUCUCUCCAAUGACUGAUAUACCUGAUGGAAUUCAGAAUAAUCGUCCAGAUACAUCAGCAUUAAAUUCACCUACAGAUAUAACACAAUUUAAUUAUGAUGAUCAUUGGCAAGAAAUUGAAAUUGAUCUUGAACGACCACCUGGUGUUGGUCUUGGAUUUUCAAUUGCUGGUGGAACCGAUACACCUUGUAUUAGUGAUUCUCCAGCUGUUGUUGUAACACGUAUUACUGAAGGUGGUCUUGCUGAUCGUGAUCAACGAUUAAAACUUCAUGACAUUAUUUUACGUGUUAAUAGUAUGGAUUUCACUCAUAUAGAACAUCAAGCAGCUGUUGAUGGACUUAAAGCAGCUGGUAAUCAUGUUAAUUUAUUAAUUCGUCGAUUAGCGCCACCUAUUAUGGAAGAGAUUCAAUUAAAUAAGCCAUCAAAUGCACAUUUAGGUUUUUCCAUUGCUGGUGGUAUUAGUCAUGAACAUGUUAAAGGAGAUUAUGGUAUAUUUAUAACAAAUAUAAUUCCAGGUGGAAUUGCUGAUAAAAAUGGACGUUUAAAAGUUGGUGAUCGUCUUAUGCAUGUACAAUCAUUAAAAAAUGGUUAUGAUUUACAAUUUGUUGAACAUAAACAUGCUGUUGAAUCAAUUCGACGUGCAUGUGAUGAAAGUCAAACAAUAACUUUAUUAGUUGGUCAUCCAACAGAUUAUCCAGGUAUAACAGAUACAACAAUCCAACCUACAAAUGGACAUCGUUCACCAAUACAAAAUGAAGAACAAGGAGAUUUUCCAUUGGAACGUCGUGUUUUACUUCGUCGUAGUCAGAAUGGUUUUGGUUUUAAUAUUGUUGGUGGUGAUGGAGAAGAAGGCAUUUAUAUAUCAUUUAUACAAGCGGGUGGUAUUGCUGAUAAAUCUGGUGAAUUGCAUAAAGGAGAUCGUAUAUUAUCAGUUAAUAAUAUUGAUUUUCGUGGUGUAACUCACGAAGAGGCAGCAGCGGUGCUGAAAAAUUGUGGUGAUACAGCUGAUUUACAUGUUAUUUAUAAAUAUGAUGAUUUUAUUCGAUUUGAAAAUCGUAUUGAUGAACGUCGAAGUAAAAUGACAGGUGAAAUAGCUGGUAGUACAGGUAGUUUAAAAACAUCAACAAAACGACAAUUUUUUGUUCGUGCGGAAUUUGAUUAUGAUCCUUCAAAAGAUCCAAGUAUACCAGGUGAUCGUGGUUUAUCAUUUCGUGCAGGUGAUAUUCUUUAUGUAACAAAUGCAGCUGAUGAUUCAUGGUGGCAAGCUAAACGUAUAACUGAUGGACAAGAAGAAGAAGAAUUAGGAAUAAUUCCAUCGAAAUCAAGAGUCGAAAAAAAAGAACGUGCUAGACAAAAACGUGUCAAUUUUAAUCAAGGAAGUAAUAGUCGAAGUAAUACACUUGAUCGAGACAAAAAGAAAAAGAAAAAAUUUGGUUUAUUUGGAAAAAGUGGAGAUAGAAAAGAUACACAAUCAGGUGAUGAUUCAGAUAAUGAACAAGAUAAUCUGGAACCUGUACCAUCAUAUGAAAUGGUUACUCAACAUGAAGUAAAUCAUACAAGACCAAUUAUCAUCUUUGGUCCAUUUAAAGAACUUCUUAAUGAUCAACUUCUCAAUGAUCAUCCAGAUAAAUUUGCUAAUUGUGUACCUCAUACAAGUCGACCUAAACGUGAAAAAGAAGUUGAUGGACGUGAAUAUUAUUUUGUUCCAUCACGUGAACAAAUGGAAAGAGAUAUACAAAAUUAUUUAUUCAUUGAAGCUGGAGAAUAUGGUGGAAAUCUUUAUGGUACAAGUGUUAGUGCUGUUCGAGAAGUUGCUAAUGCUUCUAAACAUUGUAUUUUGGAUGUAAGUGGUCAUGCUAUACGACGUUUAAUUACAGCUGGUCUUUUUCCAAUUGCUGUUUAUGUUAAACCACGUGAUGUUAAAUGGAUUUUAGAUAAUAUGGGAGAAGAAGCAAAUGAAGAACGUGCUCAACAAAUGUAUGAAAAAGCAAUAAAAAUUGAACAACAAUUUGGCGAUCUUCUUACAACUGUUGUUGAAGAAGAAACAUUAAGUGAUGUAUAUGAUCAUAUAUGCGCAGUUAUUGAUCGUGAACAAUCACUUGAAUAUGUAUGGAUACCAUCAAAAGAAAAACUCUAA
Messenger RNA from Rotaria sp. Silwood2, 2526 nucleotides. The record is from the annotation of a GenBank genome assembly. Lineage: Eukaryota; Metazoa; Rotifera; Eurotatoria; Philodinida; Philodinidae.